Molecule: messenger RNA, 775 nt
Organism: Cygnus olor (mute swan)
Lineage: Eukaryota; Metazoa; Chordata; Aves; Anseriformes; Anatidae
Gene: DPY30
Product: dpy-30 histone methyltransferase complex regulatory subunit
Exons: 4
Coding region: 256-555 (99 amino acids)
Cellular component (GO): Set1C/COMPASS complex
Source: RefSeq, a predicted model, not a curated record
GGUGGCGGGGGCGGCGGCGGCUCCGGAGCGAGCGUUUCCCUGAGGCCAAAACAAGUCGCGGGGGGCUGGGGCGGGGGGCGCUGGGCCCGGCGGUGAGAGCGGGACGGGGCCGUUGGUGGGGGAGCACAGGCGGCCGCUCUCCGCUGCCGCGCCUUAGCGCUCGGCCGGCGCUCCCGUCCCCGUCUCAUCCCGCUGCCCGGUCUUGUGUUGCCUCCCAAGGUGCCCGUGUAUCGAGCGGCUUCCACGUUUCCAGUCAUGGAGGCGGAGCAGAUCAUGGAGGGGCAGCCACAGGUUCCAGAAAACCCCCAUUCUGAGUACGGACUCACUGAAAACGUAGAGAGGAUAGUAGAAAAUGAGAAAAUAAACGCAGAAAAAACAUCAAAGCAGAAGGUGGAUCUCCAGUCAUUACCCACGCGUGCCUACUUGGAUCAGACAGUUGUACCUAUCUUGCUACAGGGACUUGCUGUUCUUGCAAAAGAGAGACCGCCAAAUCCUAUUGAAUUUCUAGCAGCGUAUCUUUUAAAAAACAAGUCACAAUUUGAGGACCGAAAUUAACUCCACUAAAGUGAGGACAUUUUGGCUGCUAGACUGAAAUGCUUAUUGGUCGCAAUUUAUUUCCUGCUGUAAAAAUCCUUUAGAAGCGUGACUGUCUUUUUUAAUCGCGCAAUUUGCUUUAACUUCUGAGUUAUUUAAUAAAGAACACUUUACAUUUCAUUUGUUCACUUGUUUUAAACUAGCUAGUAAAAGACUUUGAAAAUAAAGUACUGAAACUGCA